AUGGGGAACAUGGAAAAACUUGGUUUGAACCCGCGUCAGUACACUUGCAAUGACACAAGAAGAGCUAUAAACUUCGACACAUACUAUACAUGUGAAUGCCCAACCUCUUGGGAAGGACCUUAUUGUGAACAAGAUGUUGACGAGUGCGCAAGAGGUUUCUGUGAAGCUUGGAAAGUUUGUGAUAAUAAAAUAGGAAGUUAUGACUGCUACUGUAAAACAACGGACAUCAUCUGUAAACUGUCCUUGGAGGUUUGGGAAUUCGCACUUAUUGUUACCGCAAUUGGUGUUGUACUCCUGUUUGUAGCUGGCCUCUUAAUAUAUAGGAAAAUGAAACUAAAGAAAGAAGCUGUAGAUAACAAAAAGAUUCUGGGUCCGUCAAAUCGACGAUUCGCAAAAGUUUCACCUAUGUAUUCGGGUGAAGAUGAUGCAGAUCAUAUUUCCAAUGCACCUCCAAUGUCAGCAUUUAUUUCACAUAACUUACAUGCUGAUGUACACAAAGUAAACAUUGACGAAACUGAUAGUGACUUGACAGCAUCGGAGGAUGCUACUGUACAAGAGGAAGACUUGUAUAUCCGGGGAACGCUGACAGAGGAAGAUACUGCUGGGACGUCAAUACAACCUGUGUCCCCGAAAGACUUGGUAAUUGCUGAAUCGUCAAAAGAACCCGAGUCUCCGGAUGACUUGGAUUUUGAAGGGAUGUCAAAACAACCUGUAUGUAUGGAAGACUUGGACAUUGAGAGAACAUCAUUAUCAUCGAUAUCAGAAGAUGCUGCCUCAGAACAACAAAGUAACAUACUUUUUGUACAACCAGUACCAGAGUUCAACUUUUUUGAACUUGCAGCCGAACUGAAGCGAAAGAGGGAGGAAGUUGAGGCAAAUCCAAAGAGAAAGAAAGAAAUAAUGGAACAUCCUCCUCCAGAAUUAAAUCCAACUCAUGCAACCCCGAAAUUUCAAAAACGAAAAGCAGGACCAAAGUCAGAGCCCAGCUUUGCUAAAACGAAGAAGGCAAAAACAAACAAACAAAAACAGCUUGGGCAUACAAAUUCAGGGCAGGAUGCUAAUGAUGACACAGGUGGUGAAGCGGAGAGAAAAUCUUCUGUGAAACAUACACACUAAAUGAUUGACUUCAAUUUAUAAAACCAAUGUGCAGUGCUGUAUAAUACUCAUGUGCAGUGUUUAUAAUGAUCAUCGACAAGAAACAGAUAGGAAAUUGCCUGUGUUUUGUCUUUUAUUAAAUUCUUAUGAAGUUUCUUCGAGUGUUAUCUUACAAGUUCAAAAGUGUGUAGCUUUGUAUUUUGCAAACCAUUUAAACUGUUGAUAGAUUUUUGCUGGUAUGAUAUGGUUUAAUUAGAUUUGAAAGUAUAAAUUCACUCAGUAUAGAUAUAUGUAUUCUUAUAAGUUUAUGAAAUUGUGCAUACAAUCUAUAGCUAUGAAAUUUCCUUUUGUACAUUAUUUUCUUUUUUACUUUCUUAUACAUAUUUGUCUUAUUUUAUUGGUGGUAGGCUAAUGUUUGAAGUGUUUAUAAUGAUUUUCUAUUACAUAUCACAGUAUGGACAAAAACAGAUAGGAAAUCGCAUGUGUUUUGUCUUUUUAUUAAAUUCUUAUUGAGGUUUCUUGGAGUGUUAUCGUACAGUUCAAAAGUGUGAAGCUUUGUAUUUUGCAAACAAUUUAAACUAUUGAUAGCUUUUUGCUGGUAUGAUAUAGUUUAGAUUUGAAAGUAUAAAUUCACUCAGUAUAGGAAUGUAGCCCAGGGUUCUAUGAUAUCACAGUACUUAUCGUUUAUCUGAAAAUAUUCAAAUAUAGACAUCACACAUCAUUGAGAUCUUUCUUUUGUCUAAUAAGUGAACUUUUUCCUAAACUGUUUGUCAAAAAAUUAUUUUAAAAGAUCAAAUUAAAAUGACAUUUUUAAACUAUUUCCAAUGUCUGUCAUUUGGGUAAUUUCAGAGGAGGUUACUAUUUUAUCACGGUAAUUCCCCAAAAUGCAAGUAUAGAAGGAAACAUUGGUCAAAAUCUUCCAGUUAAGUUGUGAAAAACUUCCAACUGUUAACUUGCUAUAAAAUUCAAACUAUAUGAACAGACGCUAUGUCAGAAUAUAUGAUUAUAACAUAUUUUAAUUGACUAUAAAAACAAUUAAGGAAAAUAGAAGUCAAAUAUGAAGAUUUUAUAGAAUAGUUUUUCUUGCCUCGAAUACAUUCAUUAUUCACAAAAUUAGAUUUAUUGACAGAUGAAAAUAAAUUUAGUGUGCCAGUUUUAAAAACAUUAGCAUCAUCAUGUGUUGCUUUUACUAGCAGUCAUAGAAAAUGUAAAUACCGUGAUAUCAUAGAACCCGUGAAAUCAUAGGAAACGAGUAUAUAUAUAUAUUCUUAUAACUUAAUGAAAUUGUGCAAACAAUCUAUAGCUAUGAAAUUUCCUUUUGUGCAUUGUUUCCUUUUUUACUUUCAUGUAUCUUAUUUUAUUGGUGGAAGUUAAAUGUUUGU
Molecule: messenger RNA, 2477 nt
Organism: Ruditapes philippinarum (Manila clam)
Lineage: Eukaryota; Metazoa; Mollusca; Bivalvia; Venerida; Veneridae
Exons: 10
Coding region: 1-1116 (371 amino acids)
Molecular function (GO): calcium ion binding
Source: RefSeq, a predicted model, not a curated record